AUGGACAUGGAACAGUUGAAAGAUGCCUGGGUAACGGAGGAAGAAAAGGAUGGCGUUCGUUUGAGUUGGAACGUCUUUCCCAGUAACCGCCUGGAAUCGAGUCGACUUGUUGUUCCAAUCGGUGUUCUCUACACUCCUCUGAAGGUGAAAGAACAACCUCCGGUCCAGUAUGAACCAGUAACCUGCAAGAACCCUUGCCGGGCUGUUCUCAACCCUUACUGUCAAGUUGAUGCUCGCGCAAAGCUUUGGAUCUGUCCUUUCUGUCUGCAGAGGAACCAGCUUCCGCCCCAUUACAAGGAUAUUGGACCCAACUCAUGGCCACUUGAGCUUUCUCCUGCGUUCUCCACCAUUGAGUAUAAGCUUGCUCGUCCAGCAUCAGCACCACCAAUCUUCUUGUUUGUUGUUGACACCUGCCAAGAGGAGGAUUCUCUGAAGACUCUCAAGGAAUCACUGAUUGUGAGCUUGAGUUUGUUGCCUCCGCAUGCGUUGGUGGGAUUGAUUACUUAUGGAACUAUGACUCACGUCCACGAACUUGGCUACACCGAAUGCGCCAAGUCCUAUGUGUUCCGUGGAAAUAAGGACUACACCGCAAAGCAGGUCCAGGAAAUGCUUGGACUUCUUGCUGCUGGUCUUCGCCCCCAACAACAACCUAUGGCACCAGGCCGUCCAGUGCCACCUCACAUGCCACCAUCCUCGAGAUUCCUGCUACCCGUCCAGCAAUGCGAGUUCCAAUUGACCAAUGUCCUUGAGCAGCUCCAAAAAGACCCUUGGCCAGUCGCCAAUGACAAGCGUCCCCUGAGAUGUACAGGCGUGGCCUUGAGUGUUGCUGUAGGUUUGUUGGAGACCUCGUUUGGAAAUACCGGUGCAAGGAUUAUGCUGUUUGCUGGUGGACCUGGAACAGAGGGUCCAGGUCUUGUAGUUGGGCCCGAACUUAGGGAACCCAUCCGGUCCCAUCAUGAUAUUGAAAGAGAUAACAUCAAGUACUAUAAGAAGGCUACAAAGUUUUAUGAGAACAUGGCUAAAAGGGUUGCGCAUAAUGGGCAUAUUGUGGAUAUCUUCGCGGGCUGUUUGGAUCAAGUUGGUUUAUUAGAAAUGAAGUCACUCGCUAAUAACACUGGCGGCCACAUGAUCCUUACCGACAGUUUUACUUCGUCUAUGUUUAGGCAAAGUUUUGUCAAGAUAUUUGACAAGGACGCCAACGACAAUCUCCUCAUGGGAUUCAACGCUUCGAUGGAAGUUUUGACUACGAAAGAGCUUAAGGUUACAGGGUUGAUCGGCCAUGCUGUCUCUAUGAAUAAGAAAUCAACUUCCGUUGGUGAAACUGAAGUUGGAAUCGGUAACACUUGCUCAUGGAAGAUGUGCGGCAUCAAUCCCAGCACCUCCGUCGCAACUUACUACGAAAUUGCCUCUCAAGCAGGGCCUGCCCAGCAACAGCAGGGUUCUCAAAAGGGUCUUAUUCAGUUUCUUACCUACUAUCAACAUUCAUCCGGACAAUUCCACCUCCGAGUGACCACUAUUGGCCGUGACUUCAGCGGCUCCACAGGCGACCCAUCCCUCGCACAAUCUUUCGAUCAGGAGACGGCCGCAGUCCUCAUGGCUCGUAUUGCGGUUUUCAAAGCCGAUGUUGACGACGGCCCAGACGUUCUCCGGUGGGUAGACAGAAUGCUCAUCAGACUGUGUUCCCGAUUCGCGGAUUACCGUAAAGACGACCCUACCUCGUUCAGACUAGAGAAAAACUUUACUUUAUACCCACAGUUCAUGUUCCAUCUAAGACGCUCCCAAUUUUUGCAAGUUUUCAAUAACAGUCCUGACGAAACUGCAUUUUACCGACAUGUUAUCGACCGCGAGGAUGUCGGCAAUUCAUUGAUCAUGAUACAACCUACGUUGGAUUCAUAUACAUUUGACGAGCCGCCAAGGCCAGUUCUAUUGGACUCUACAUCCAUUCAACCCAACACUAUCUUAUUACUGGACACGUACUUUCAUAUUCUCAUUUUCCACGGGGAAACUAUUGCCGAGUGGAAGAAGAUUGGUUAUCAAGAUCAGGAGGGAUAUGAGAACUUUAGGGAGCUUUUGGAGCUUCCGAAAGAAGAUGCCCGUGAACUCAUUGCAGAUCGUUUCCCAUUGCCUCGAUUUAUCGUCUGCGAUGCUGGUGGUUCCCAAGCGCGUUUUCUGCUUUCAAAGCUUAACCCCUCAACUACACACACUUCGGGCGGGUAUGGCGGUGUCCCACAGAAUGCACAGACUAUAUUUACGGACGAUGUGUCGUUGCAAACUUUUAUGGAGCAUUUGAUGAAGCUUGCUGUCACAGGUACAAACUAG
Morchella importuna is the source of this 2319-nucleotide messenger RNA. RefSeq lists its product as uncharacterized. NCBI's taxonomy places the organism in Eukaryota, Fungi, Ascomycota, Pezizomycetes, Pezizales, Morchellaceae. Gene Ontology annotation, biological process: COPII-coated vesicle cargo loading; intracellular protein transport; endoplasmic reticulum to Golgi vesicle-mediated transport. The transcript has 6 exons. The record is from RefSeq and is a predicted model, not a curated record. The coding region runs from base 1 to 2319 and encodes 772 amino acids. Gene Ontology annotation, molecular function: zinc ion binding; GTPase activator activity. Gene Ontology annotation, cellular component: COPII vesicle coat; endoplasmic reticulum exit site.